AGACCUCGCCUCGAGAAGAUCAAGAGGGAGUGGAAGGCCGAAUUUAUCAAAGAAGAUGAGGAGGAGCUCCUCAAGGAGCAUAGCGACCUCAAAGAGCUUAAAAACCAUCAUCUCCAGAGAAAGAGAGAAGCCUGUGAUGCCAUCCAGGCGGAGUACCUCCGCCAUCAGGAGAUAAUAAGAGAUCUCCAAGCGCAGGCAGAGGAGGCAACUACAGCUUUUAAAGAAACUAAGGCAGCCAUAAGCGAAGUAGUGCGCAAACUCAACAAAGUACAUAGGCUGUGA
This is a messenger RNA of Aspergillus thermomutatus, 282 nucleotides long. RefSeq lists its product as uncharacterized. The record is from RefSeq and is a predicted model, not a curated record. NCBI's taxonomy places the organism in Eukaryota, Fungi, Ascomycota, Eurotiomycetes, Eurotiales, Aspergillaceae. The transcript has a single exon. The annotation marks the transcript as partial.